Scomber japonicus (chub mackerel) is the source of this 1005-nucleotide messenger RNA. RefSeq lists its product as uncharacterized. The transcript has 6 exons. The coding region runs from base 1 to 1005 and encodes 334 amino acids. Gene Ontology annotation, biological process: immune response; immunoglobulin production. Lineage: Eukaryota; Metazoa; Chordata; Actinopteri; Scombriformes; Scombridae. The record is from RefSeq and is a predicted model, not a curated record.
AUGAUGAUGUCACUGACUCUACUGCUGGGCACCCUGGGGCUCCUUGUUCAGGGUUCAUCAGGACAAAUUACCCUGACUCAGUCUCCCGGAUCUCAGUCUGCUGCUCCAGGAGAGACUGUCACCAUCAGAUGUAAAACCAGUUCAUAUGUUUAUACCAACCUCCACUGGUACCUUCAGAAAUCUGGAGAAGCUCCUAAACUCCUGAUUUAUUCAGCUACAAACCGUCAGUCUGGAGUUUCAAAUCGUUUUAGUGGAAGUGGGGGUUCGCCAUGGACUGACUUCACUCUGACCAUCAGUGGAGUUCAGGCUGAAGAUUCAGGAGUUUACUACUGUCAGCAGAGUUACAACACACCGUUCACACAGUUUUACAUCCAGGCCCACCACACCUCAGCAUCCUGUACAUGUGUUCAAGUCCUCCAGUGGCCGUCCGCCUGCAGCACCCCGGGGCUCCUGCUCUGCUCCCAGCUGCUGCUGCUGCUGCUGCUGCCGUCCACCUUCCAGGCCAGACUCCAGUCUGAGGGGAAGCCCUUGUUGGCCAGACACGUGAGCGUGGCCUUCCCCUGCUGCAGCUCCUGGCUGGAGGGGGGCAGCACCGUCAGGGAAGCCACAGAAAUCCUCCUCAUCAAAAACAUGACUUUGAUCUCCGUCCUCAUCUGGACUCUCCUCUGCUGCUGCUUCACAGAGUCCAGAGGCCAGAUCACAGUGACUCAGCCUGCAGCAGUGAGAGCUGAUCUGAGAGGAUCUGCAACCAUCAGCUGUAAGACCAGCCAGGAUGUUCAUAAUGGGUUCUAUUUAGCUUGGUACCAACAGAGAGGUGGAGAAGCUCCUAAACUUCUCAUUUACUUUGCUGAUGAUAGAGCAUCAGGGAUUCCAGAUCGUUUUUCAGGCAGUGGAAGAGACACUGACUUCACUCUGACCAUCAGUGGAGUUCAGGCUGAAGAUGCAGCAGUUUAUUACUGUCAGAGUUAUCAUGUUAUCAACAGUCAGAAUGUGUUCACACAGUGA